AUGGCUGAGACACUUUUGUCAUUUGGAGUUCAGAAGCUGUUGGACCUUCUUGUCCGAGAAUCUGAUCGAUUUAAGGGAGUUGAUGAGCAACUCACUGAACUCAAAAGGGAUAUAAACUUGCUGAGGUCCUUUCUGAAAGAUGCAGAUGCUAAGAAACAUGCAAGUGCGUUGGUGAAAAAUUGUGUGGAAGAGAUCAAGGAAAUCGUAUUUGACGCGGAGGAUGUCAUUGAAACCUUUCUUCUAAAGGAACAACUUGGACGAACAAGUGGGAUCAGGAAGCGCAUUAGAAGACUUGCUUUCAUUGUAGUAGAUCGCCGGGAACUUGCAUCCAUAAUGGAAGGCAUAAGUAAGAGGAUCUCCAAGGUGAUUCGCGAUAUGCAGAGUUUCGGUGUGCAACAGAUGAUUGUUGAUGGAAGCGGGUGUUCACAUCCUCUACAAGAAAGACAAAGGGAGAUGAGACACACUUUUCCUAGCAACUGUGAAAAUGAUCUUGUGGGGUUUGAGGAGAAUGUUAAGAAAUUGGUUGGCUAUUUGGUGGAGGAAGAGAACGUUCAAAUGGUUUCUAUAUGUGGGAUGGGCGGUAUUGGUAAAACUACUCUGGCUCGACAAGUUUUUAAUCAUGAGACGACGAUCUUCCAGGAGCUUAGUUCAGGAUAUGAUGAGCAUAGAGUGUCAAGCAUGACCGAAGACAAGCUCCAGGACACACUUUUUCGACUAUUGGAAACCAGUAAGUCUUUGAUUGUCCUCGAUGAUAUGUGGAAAGAAGAAGAUUGGGACCUAAUAAAGCAUGUGUUUCCACCAAAAAAAGAUCCAACAUGUGUCACAUUCAAACCAGAAUGCUUAACCUCCGAAGAAAGUUGGACACUUUUUCGCAGGACAGCAUUUCCAAAAGAUAAGGUUGAUGAAGUAAUGGAAGAGAUGGGAAAGCAAAUGGUGAAACAUUGUGGAGGUCUACCGUUGGCUGUUAAGGUGUUAGGAGGGUUGUUGGCUGCGCAAUACACAUUGCGUGAGUGGAAUAGGAUAUAUGAGAAUAUUAAAUCUCAUAUCGUGAGAGGAAGGAGUAGCUUCAGUGACAGAAAUAUCAGUUCAGUUUACAAUGUUCUGUAUCUGAGCUUUGAAGAGCUGCCUAUUUAUUUGAAGCAGUGCUUCCUUUACAUAGCCCAUUUUCCAGAAGAUUAUGCAAUAAAUAUAGAGAAUUUGUCCUAUUACUGGGCUGCAGAAGGAAUACGAAGGCCAAGGAAUAACAAUGGAGCGACCAUUCGAGACGAUGCUGAUGAAUACAUAGAAGAACUGGUGAAAAGAAAUAUGGUUAUUUCUGAAAGAAACGUUAUAACAUCAAGAUUUGAAACAUGUCACUUGCAUGAUAUGAUGAGAGAAGUUUGUCUCCUUAAAGCUGAAGAAGAGAACUUCUUACACAUUGUUGAUACAAGUAGUGUUACGUCAGAUGGAAGCUCUCAAUCACUUUGCAGAUCUUGCAGACUCGUCAUACAUUCGUUGGAUUAUACUAUUCAUAUGGAGCGGUAUAUCAAGAAUCCAAAACUUAGAUCUCUCUUGGUUAUCGAUCAGUACCCGGGGUUAAAAUGGAUGUCAUCAACAACGUUAUGCUUUACAAGGCUACAGUUUAUGAGGGUGUUAGAUCUUUCUAGAGCCACAUUUGAGGAAAGGAACUUACCCUCUAGCAUUGGGAAGCUCAUCCAUUUGAGAUAUUUGAGUUUAUAUCUUGGAGAUGUAACUCACCUACCUUCUUCUAUGCGGAAUUUGAAGCAGCUUCUCUAUUUGAACCUAGAUGUAUAUGGAUAUCCAAUCUAUUUGCCCAAUAUAUUUAAGGAGUUACGAGAACUGAGAUACCUCUGUUUACCGGUGGGAAUUCAAGAUAGUAUAAAGUUGGAGUUAGAAAAUCUUAUCAACUUGGAGACAUUGGUGAAUUUCUCAACAAAGCAUAGCAGUUUGACGGAUCUUCAGCAUAUGACAAGGCUUGUGAGUCUCUCUAUCUCAGUUAGAGGUGGGUGUAAUCUGGAAACUCUGCCUUCAUCUCUAGGUAAAUUGAGAAACCUGGCAAAUCUUGUUAUAGACGGUGCGAAAAUGCGUGACUCGUUUGGGCAUGGUUUUGAGGAAACAUUAUGUGGGAGGAGAAUGGUUUUCUCAAGCGGUGGAUUUCCUAAAUUGCAAAUGCUAGAUUUACGUGGAUUACAGGAAUGGGAAGAGUGGAUAGUAGAAGAAGGCUCCAUGCCCCUUCUUCAUGCUUUAUUGAUUUAUGGUUGUGACAAGUUAGAGGAACUUCCUGAUGGGCUGAGAUUUAUAACUUGUUUGGAAUAUUUGGUGGUAAGACCAAUUUCAUGGGAGUUUUUGACGAAAUUGAGAAGAGGAGGAGAAGAUUACUACAAAGUUCAACACAUUUGUCAUAUUACACUUGACUAUGAGCCUGAGAAUUUUUAUUAUUCCACUUAG
Molecule: messenger RNA, 2448 nt
Organism: Microthlaspi erraticum
Lineage: Eukaryota; Viridiplantae; Streptophyta; Magnoliopsida; Brassicales; Brassicaceae
Source: the annotation of a GenBank genome assembly